Molecule: messenger RNA, 699 nt
Organism: Erinaceus europaeus (western European hedgehog)
Lineage: Eukaryota; Metazoa; Chordata; Mammalia; Eulipotyphla; Erinaceidae
Gene: NPY
Product: neuropeptide Y
Exons: 4
Coding region: 230-523 (97 amino acids)
Biological process (GO): neuropeptide signaling pathway; feeding behavior
Cellular component (GO): extracellular region
Molecular function (GO): neuropeptide Y receptor binding; neuropeptide hormone activity
Source: RefSeq, a predicted model, not a curated record
UCAGGAGGCAGCGACUCUAGCCCACCCCCCUCCCAGUACUCCCCCUGCCACUCGGGGGAGGGAAACGGCGGGGUGGGAGUCACCCAGUGCGACUGCCCGCAGCCCCUCCUGCUGCGAGGGGGAGCCAUAAAAGCCGGUGUGCCCCGCUCCCGACACCCAGCCGGCUCUCAGGCCUCGGAGAGACGCCCACAGCACUGACCCAGCCGCAUCUGCCCGCACGUCUGAAACCAUGCUGGCUAGCAAGAAACUGGGACUGUACCGACUGACCCUAGCCCUGUCCCUGCUUCUGUGUCUGGGAGCACUGGCUGAAGCAUAUCCCUCCAAGCCUGACAACCCUGGAGAGGACGCGCCCGCUGAGGACAUGGCCAGAUAUUAUUCUGCUCUGAGACACUACAUCAAUCUCAUCACCAGGCAGAGAUAUGGAAAACGAUCUAGCCCAGAGACACUGCUUUCAGACAUCUUGAUGAGAGAAAAUACAGAAAAUCUUCCCAGAACUAGGCUGGAAGACCCUUCUAUGUGGUGAUGGGAGAUGAAACUUGCUGUUCACUCUUUGCCUAUUUUUCAAUCCAUAUUUCAUCCUGUGAAACUAGGGUCUGCUAGUCCUCCCAAUGCAUGUAGCCGUUGUAUUCAACUCCUUAGAGUUUCUCCUUGUUGUCAUUGUAUAUAUGUGCAUUUAAAUAAAGAACCAUGCAUUAAAAA